AUGAGCCCCACACACUCUGGCCUGGACGCCACCCACCCUGACACGUUGCCCACACGUGCUGGUGUGAGCCCAACACGUGCUGGUGUGAGCCCAACACGUGCUGGUGUGAGCCCAACGUGUGCUGGUGUGAGCCCAACGUGUGCUGGUGUGAGCCCAACACGUGCUGGCGUGUGCCUGCCACAGCACCCAUUGGACCAGCUUGCUGCAGCUCUCGUGAAGCCGCCGCAUCCCUUCAAGAGGGAGAGUGGGCAGAGGCAAGCAGCUAUUAGCAGUCUCUUCAGGCGACUCCAAGCGCAAUCACCUGGCAGCACCGCUCUGCACCGCUCCGUGUCUUCAGAGCUGCGUUUUGAACCGUCUCAAGGGCUGUCGCAACCGCAGCAGCACCCCCGCAGCAGCACCUCCCUAAUGCAACCAUCAGUGCAACCAGCAGCAGUGCAACCAGGGUCCUUCCAGGCACACGCGCACAAGCCUUUUCCCCCCAAGUCCUCUGGCCUCCUGCCGUGCACCCAGCAACCGUUCUCUCCAGAUUCUCCACAAAUUCAGGCAGCAGCAGCAGCGUUUCGGUCGCCCUCAGCAGCACCCCGGGAAUCAACGCCAGGAGGAAACACGGGCUUUAAGUCGCCCUCUGCAACCCCAGAGCGGUUAGAAGCCCUCAAGGCAGCAAUACCAGCGGAGGUGCUGCUGAGGCAGCAGGGCCGGACGGGGUUCAGCAAUCGCACUCAGAUCGCCACCCUUCUGGAUGCUGCCGUGGGUUUUAUUGAGGGAAUGCGCGAAUACAAGCUGGAGCUGGAGAGGCAGCUGUUGGCCUCAUAA
This is a messenger RNA of Closterium sp. NIES-65, 813 nucleotides long. Lineage: Eukaryota; Viridiplantae; Streptophyta; Zygnematophyceae; Desmidiales; Closteriaceae. The record is from the annotation of a GenBank genome assembly.